Molecule: messenger RNA, 1182 nt
Organism: Cannabis sativa
Lineage: Eukaryota; Viridiplantae; Streptophyta; Magnoliopsida; Rosales; Cannabaceae
Exons: 2
Coding region: 1-1182 (393 amino acids)
Source: RefSeq, a predicted model, not a curated record
AUGGAUGGAAACCAAAAGAAAAUGAACAACAAGAGCAAACUAGUAUUGAGAAUGCCUUUGAUAUACUGCAGGAACACACAGAAGAGAAUGGGGCUGGGGUUCCAGUCCAAAGUCCAGGAAUGGAUAAGAAAAGAGGAGGGGGAGUACCUCCUCUCCAAAAUGGAUAGAAUCCUAGCUUGGAAUGUCCGGGGGGCCAACAACCAACAAAAACAAAACUUAAUCAAGCAAUUGAUUCGUUCUCAAAGUGUUGGUCUUGUUGGGCUCCUCGAGACAAGAGUAAAGGCUGCCAAGCUUGGAGCCUUGUACUUGAAUGUUUUUAAUGGUUGGUGUUUUACGAGUAAUAUUGCAUGGCAUAAAGGUGGGCGAAUGAUCAUUGCUUGGAAUCCAAAUACUUUCAGCAUCAACAUACUCAAAUGCACAAGUCAAUUAAUCCAUCUCCAAGUCUCCAAUUCUGAUGGUAAGAUUUUCCUUGUAACAUUUGUUUAUGCUUUUAAUGAUGAGGAAGAGGAAAGAGUUGGGGAUCGGGUUAAAGAUAAACAAUCUCAUCUGUUCAAAGACUGUGUUAAUUAUUGUCAGCUUGAAGAUAUUAGAAGCAGUGGAAAGUUUUUCACUUGGUGUAAUAAGCAACAAGGGAGGGACCGAAUAUACUCAAAGAUAGAUAGGAUUUUGGCCAAUUCAAAAUGGUCUGAUUUGUUUCCUGGUGCAGAAGCAAUUUUUAUGAACGAAGGGAUGUUUGAUCACUCACCAACCCUCCUCACUUUUCACCAGUUAUCACAGAUGGGGAAGAAGCCUUUCAGAUAUUUCAGGAUGUGGAGUUCACAUCCUGAUUAUGCACAACAGGUGAAUCGUGUUUGGAAGCAGGUUGUUCAUGGUACUCUGAUGUAUCAAAUAGUUGCCAAGCUCAAAGCUCUAAAACCUGUGCUAAAACAAAUCAACCGAGAAGGUUUUUCUGACCUACAGGCAGCAUCAAUUCAAGCACAGGAAGUACUUAAUGAGUGCCAAAAUAAACUCACUGUGGAGCCACUAAACCAGCAAGUACAAAUUGCAGAAGCAGAAGCUAGAAAUAAAUUCAUUCAAGCUCACAAAAAGUACCAAUCUUUCCUACAUCAAAAAGCUAAAAUCAAUUGGGUCAAGGAGGGUGAUGAUAACACAGCAAUCUUUCACGCGAGUAUCAAAGCCUGA